Messenger RNA from Saccharomyces cerevisiae S288C, 1704 nucleotides. It is a transcript of the gene RTC5, whose product is annotated as Rtc5p. The coding region runs from base 1 to 1704 and encodes 567 amino acids. The record is from RefSeq and is marked reviewed. The transcript has a single exon. Gene Ontology annotation, cellular component: vacuolar membrane; cytoplasm. NCBI's taxonomy places the organism in Eukaryota, Fungi, Ascomycota, Saccharomycetes, Saccharomycetales, Saccharomycetaceae.
AUGGGACAGUCUUCUUCAAUCAGUUCCAGUAACGAAGAGGGUUCUUCCCACUCAAAAAAAUUCACAAAUAGCAAAGAUAUUUUGGCAUAUUUCAAUAACAAAGCACAGCAACAGGUCACUAUUCCAGAAUUAGUCAGUUUUAAGGGAAAUUUGCAAAUUGAAGAUCUAAACACUCCAAUUUCUCACAAAGCUUUAUGCAACUCACUUUAUUUUCCGCAGAAUCAUGCCAUGAUUGUUGGGAUAGUGACUAACAUGUUGAGGGUUUUGAGCAACUUCCCAUUAAUGAAAUCAUCUUACGAACCAAUUACGGGAUAUGGGUUAUUAAAAUGCAUUUUGUUGUUAAACAGGGCACGAUGUGCCAAAUUCUUGAAAACCAAGUCCUAUGAUCAACUAAAACUGCUGUUUAUCUCUUUAUCACUUCAGAAAACUGACAAAGAAGAACUCUCCGAAGAAAGUGAAAACGACGGAAACAAGGAGUUGACUAUAAAACAAAUAAUAACUGGGUUUGAUGAUGUUGAUACAGAAAUGCUGUGCAUUCCUGCUGAUUUUAUGCUUCAGUUUUUAACUUGGCUUUUAAUUUUAACAGUUGAUUGUCCAACCACCAAUUCUAAAUUGGAUAAUACAGAGACUCAUGAUCAAUGGGGCAAUUUCAAAGUCUCAGCACUCAAUCUCCUUAGAACUAUGAAUCCAGACGUGGUGGGCGAUAUAGAAUCACAUUCCAUAACGUUUCAACAAUUUUCAACUGCAAUAAGAACUGUAAUGCCCAAUCUAUUAAAACCAUUAGAGAAUUUAAUGGAGCAUUUUUUUUAUUUGCAGCACGAUUUAGUUGAUCAUGACACAAACUUAUCGUCUAUUCAGGAUUCUAAAGUUAUGACUCCAGCACUGUUGGCACAGUUAUCGACGGGACUACCAAAGGAAUUAUUUAUUCAUAAGCUACAAAGUUUAUACAUCGGCAGGAAAAGUGGCUUCUCAAUGAGGUCUUUGCAAGCAAAGGUGUUCAAAUGGAUGGCGCCUUCGAUUUUAGUUGUUAGCGGAAUGAGGAUAACAAAUUCUGAAGAAUACGCAGCUGAGAAGAAUCCAAGAUACCGCCAUUUUCUUGAAGAAUUUCCUAAAUUGAAAGAGUCAGAUCAAAUGAUGGAUGCAUCGCAUUUGAAUAAAAGGAAAACUACUUUCGCUGUGUACAUAGACGAUCCGUGGAAAGUAACAAAUAAAGAUUAUUUUGGCGAUCUGAAUACGAGAAUAAUAGAAAUAUCACCCAGGCAGGAUAUUUAUAAAGUCAACCAAAAAGGCACGAUCUAUUUCAAUACAAUUGGUGGCGGAAUUGGAAUCGGGGAUAAACAACCAUUAAUAAAACCAGCAUCCAAGAGAUACAUACCAGGGAACGUGUCGCUUACUUUUGACAGCACAUUAGAAUUUGCUGUGUUUAGAAAUACUGGUUACGGAGGUUCAUUAGACCCUGGUUUAUUGUCGAUGGAAAGAAAGGAGGAAAAUUCCCCUUAUGAAUUGCAUUUUUUGAUUCAAGAUGUUGAGGUAUGGGGCUGUGGUGGUGAGAAAGAACUAGAAGAGCAAAUCAAACAGUUGGAAUGGGAAGAAGCAGAAUCUAAAAGAAGACAGCAAAUUAACCUGAGAAGCUUGGGAGAAGACCGUGCCUUACUGGAAAUGGCAGGUUUAGUUGGCCAACAUCAAGGUGGCGGUUCAAUGUGA